UCCGGCGCGCGUGUUCUCUCUUUCUUGCUUGCUGCAGAAACAUGGCGUCUCGCAGAGAAACCGGCACACCAGCAGUUGCUGCUACCACCCCUGCUGCAGAACUUGCGGUGAAACAAGUGCAGAUAGACGGAGUGGUGGUAUUGAAGAUCAUUAAGCAUUACCAAGAAGAGGGCCAUGGAAGUGAAGUGGUGCAAGGAGUUCUACUCGGUCUGGUGGUCGACGAUCGCCUCGAAAUAACAAACUGCUUCCCAUUCCCACAGCACACAGAAGAUGAUGCCGAUUUUGAUGAAGUCCAGUAUCAGAUGGAAAUGAUGCGAAGCCUGCGGCACGUCAACAUCGACCAUCUCCACGUCGGCUGGUACCAGUCCACGUUCUACGGCACCUUCGUCAGCCGCGCUCUCCUCGACUCCCAGUUCAGCUACCAGCACGCCAUCGAGGAGUCCGUGGUCCUCAUUUACGAUCCUAUUAAAACCGCCCAGGGCUCCUUGUCGCUGAAGGCUUACCGCCUGACCCCCAAGCUGAUGGAAGUCUGCAAGGAAAAGGACUUCUCUGCGGAAGGGUUGAAAAAAGCAAACAUCGCGUUUGAGGACAUGUUUGAAGAAGUCCCUAUUGUAAUAAAGAACUCGCAUCUCCUCAACGUUAUGCUCUGGGAGCUGAGUAAGAAGGCGCCGGUAUCCGAAAAACACGAGCUGCUCAGUCUGUCCAGCAGCAAUCAUCUGGAGAAGAGCCUUCAGCUUCUCAUGGAGCGCGUUGAUGAAAUGAGCCAGGACAUCGUGAAAUACAACACCUACUUAAGGAACGCAAGCAAGCAGCAGCAACAGAAAAAUCAGUACUUGCAGAGACGGCAGCAGGAGAACCUUCAGCGUCAGAGCCGUGGAGAGCCCCCGCUACCUGAAGAGGAUGUGACCAAAAUGUUUAAGCCCCCUCUACCCCCACCUCGAAUGGAUUCCCUUCUGAUUGCAGGUCAAAUUGACACUUACAUCGAGAACAUAAAGGAGUUCACCUCUCAGAAUAUGGGGAAGCUUUUCAUGGCCGAAGCGCUCCAAAACCAGACCAAUUGAAACAUCUACUGUCUAGAAAUAAGCGCAUUGUUACAUCUCUGCUGUGCAUCCCUUUAACCGUCUCCUUUCAAGAAAAUAAAACUUGUUUUAACAUC
This is a messenger RNA of Spea bombifrons (plains spadefoot toad), 1156 nucleotides long. It is a transcript of the gene EIF3H, whose product is annotated as eukaryotic translation initiation factor 3 subunit H. NCBI's taxonomy places the organism in Eukaryota, Metazoa, Chordata, Amphibia, Anura, Pelobatidae. The record is from RefSeq and is a predicted model, not a curated record. Gene Ontology annotation, molecular function: translation initiation factor activity; metallopeptidase activity; protein binding. The transcript has 8 exons. Gene Ontology annotation, cellular component: eukaryotic translation initiation factor 3 complex; cytosol; eukaryotic 43S preinitiation complex. Bases 42 to 1061 code for a protein of 339 amino acids.